UAAAGUAUGAUGGGAAAUAAGGUGAGAGAUUUUGCUGAACGUUGUGCGGAAGUACUUUAAAACAUUAUGUUUCCGAAAGGACAUCUGUGAUUGAUUAGUUAAACACAUUAAGAAACUUAUCAGAAACCCAACAGUUUUAUCUCAACAGUGUUUAAAAAGCAAUGUCAAAUUCAUAAUAAUAAUGCACCAGCACAUUGAAGGAGUAUUUCCACUAGUUUGUUGGUCAAGCGUGGGUUUAGCAAAAUGAUCAUCCUUUUUAAUUUAACAGAUUAAAUGAUUCAAAAUUGGAAUACCUUGAAAAGACCUUAAAAGGUCAUAUGAGCAGUUUAAGUUUAUUUUAUCUCGUUCAGAGAGAUAUUUGUAUUUCAAAACUCGUUGCUCCGGUAGGAUAUAUGGAUCUAUGAAGCACAUCAAAGGAACAUUCCUAAAAAGAAAACCAAAAUCACCAAAAAAUCACAACCAAAUUGGUUCUUGUAUUGCAUGACUGCAAGAAAAUCUCUUUUUGGCAUCUUUAUUUAAAUGAAUCAGUUCAGUCUGUACUGAACAUUCAUAACUUUUAACUGAUUUCCCUUUUCACAUUUUCACAUUUAUAUGUUUUUAACUAAACAUUUAGAUAGUCUGUUGCUGUAGCUUUAAAAAUAAUUUUGUGACAUUAAUAGCUAUACAACAACAUAUUUACAGCUAAAACCACAAGCAUGAAUAAUACAUGUAAAUGGUACACAUUAAGAAUGAAUGUGAAGUAGUGAAACUAACCAAAACCACUGUGUUUCCUUCCAAAUUAUUUUGAAGGCAUACCAGAUGGAGACCUCAUGGAGCUGAAUGAGCUGCACACCCGUUAAAUGCUUUUUGCUGGGUUAAAUGGUUUCUUUAAAAUCAACCUUUCUGUCUUCUAUGGCAGGGGUUUUCAAAUCUUAUGAUGCGAGGGACCCCCAAACGAUGAUGACCCCCUUACUAAAAUACAUAUGCACUUUACAGUAUUUUUUGUAUAAAGAAACAUUUAAACUCUGUACAAUAAUGUGACACAAUAGUGUGAUGUAGAAGAAACAGUAUGUUCAGUAGAUUUUCUGGGGACCCCUAGAAUCUUCUGGAGGCCCCUGGUGAUCCCUGUACUCCAGUUUGAAACCCCUGUUCUAUGGCACUGCUGAGAAGAUCAGCAUCAGCACUUGACAUGUGAGUCAAAAUAUAGGAAUUUGGUUUGUUUAACAUUUAUUUAGUCACUAUUAACAACAUUUCAUAGGCGUUUUGAUAGUAAGCUUUACUAUAGAAGAAAUAUAACUUCGAUAAAAACGCACUAAGAUAGUGAUAUCAAUUAUGGAAAAGAGGACAGUUACGAAAAUCCUAAAUAAACUCCAAAAAUUCCAUAGGAAUUCUUUCCGCUAUUUAUUGUUAUAAACUUACGCAGCGGAGCGGAGCAGGCUGCGUUAUGGGCGGAGUCCGCCGCGUGACGUCAGACGCGCGUAAUCUCUACCUCACAUCCUCCCGUCAACCUCUCGCCACCGCCCGGUGACAGCAAACACGGAAGCGGCAUGGCGUCCAGCAGCAACAGCAGCAGCAGCAGCGCGCAGAACAGACUCCGGAUCAUAGCCGGACAUCUGCAGAGCCGAGCGGGCGUCGCUGCGCAAGAAUGCAAAGCCGAGGUGCCCGGAACCGGUCCCAGCAGACUGACACCGGUACCGAAGCGGAGGCAGGAGAUCAUGAAAUGGAAUGGCUGGGGUUACAGCGACUCCAGGUUCCUGUUUAAUAAAAAAGGUCAAGCAGAGUUCACAGGUAAAAGGUAUCGGUUGAGUGGUCUGAUUUUGCCAAGUUUGAAGGACUGGUUUGAGGGCACGUUUGGAGCGAAUUUACAGCAUAAAUCCCCCGCUACGCCCACGCUGAGUGCAUCUGCAGUUCCCCCUCCUAACUUGAAUGAGCCCUUCAUGGAGGACCUGAAAGCAGCGGGCAUAGCUGUGUCACGUGAUACAGAGGACCGGGUCUUCCGGGCUCAUGGUCACUGCCUGCAUGAAAUCUUUGCUCUGCGUGAAGGGAGGAUCGGACGGGUGCCGGACGCCGUGGUUUGGCCGAGUUGUCAUAGUGAUGUGGAGAAGAUUGUGGAACUGGCCUGUAAACGUGACGUCUGUUUGAUACCUUACGGAGGUGGUACGAGUGUGUCCAGCGCUCUAGAGUGCCCCCCUGAGGAGACUCGCUCCAUCGUGUCUUUGGACACAUCUCAGAUGAACCGAAUAUUGUGGGUGGAUGAGAAGAAUCUGACUGCUCAUGUGGAGGCAGGAAUCAUCGGACAAGAUCUGGAGAGACAGUUAAAUGAGCGCGGUUACUGCACGGGUCACGAGCCCGACUCGAUGGAGUUCAGUUCUCUGGGCGGAUGGGUGGCCACGAGGGCGUCGGGCAUGAAGAAAAACAUCUACGGCAACAUUGAGGACCUGGUGGUGCAUAUAAAGAUGGUGACGCCCAGAGGAGUGAUUGAGAAGAGCUGUCUGGGGCCGCGGAUGUCCACCGGACCUGACGUACAUCACUUCAUACUGGGCUCAGAGGGAACUCUGGGAGUGGUGACUGAAGUUACGAUGAAGAUCCGACCCAUUCCCGAGUAUCAGAAAUACGGAUCUGUCGUCUUUCCAAACUUCCAGCAGGGUGUGGCGUGUUUGAGAGAGGUCGCCAGACAGAGAUGUGCUCCAGCAUCUAUUCGGCUAAUGGACAAUGAUCAGUUUCAGUUCGGUCAUGCACUCAAGCCACAAGUGUCCUCCAUGUUCACGUCGUUUUUGGACGGGUUGAAAAAAUUCUACAUCACAAAGUUUAAAGGAUUCGACCCGCACCACCUGUGUGUCGCCACACUGCUGUUUGAAGGGGAUCGUGGGAAGGUUUUACAGCACGAGAAACAGGUGUACGACAUCGCAGCCAAAUUCGGGGGUCUCGCAGCAGGAGAGGACAACGGUCAGAGGGGAUACAUGCUGACAUUUGUGAUCGCGUAUCUGCGGGAUCUAGGGAUGGACUACUAUGUGAUGGGCGAGUCGUUUGAGACGUCUGUGCCGUGGGACAGGGUGUUGGACUUGUGUGGGAAUGUGAAGGAGAGGAUUGUGAGGGAGUGUAAGGAGAGGGGCGUUCAGUUUUCCCCGCUCUCAACCUGCAGAGUUACACAGUUGUAUGACGCCGGCGCUUGUGUGUAUUUCUAUUUUGCCUUUAAUUAUCGAGGUCUGAGUGAUCCAGUGCACGUCUACGAACAAGUGGAGCACGCAGCCCGAGAGGAGAUUUUGGCCAACGGAGGAAGUUUGUCUCAUCAUCAUGGAGUGGGAAAACUCCGGAAGGAAUGGAUGAAGGAGAGCGUGUCCAGCGUGGGUCUCGGCAUGCUGAAGUCGGUGAAGGAGUACGUGGACCCUCAGAACAUUUUUGGGAACAGAAACCUGUUGUAAUUGAACAACACAGAUUUGUUUUCAAUGAUGUACUCAUUGAUUUAAACUUCAUCAUCCAUAUUCUUCUUGUGUGCACAACCAUGAUAAACCAACUCUUUGUGUUCCAUCAACACUAUGGUCUGGUGUUAUUGUCACCUUUAACCUUUGACCGAUCGGGGUGUGACAUCAAAGCACAGCUUACCAAUCACAAUCGCGAUACUAUGAUGUCAUUUGCCGAUCGGCCUGCGUAAACCCCUCACCCCUCUGGUCUUCCCAUUCUAGAUUUGAUAUCACAGGUUUUUAAUACUGUAAUGUCUGAACGCUUCUGUGUGGCACUAUUGUUGUGUUUAGUACGGUAAGCGUGUCUGGAUUCUGUGCCUUCUGUCUGUCCGUCUGUCUUAAUGUCGCAAUGUUUACUCCUUCCUCUUUCUUGCUCUGUUUUUACCUUUUAUAUUAGUCAGCUUUAACCGUUUCCAUUAAAAAUGUUUUAUAUUAGAUGGAUGAAUUUAAUGAUACAAGCAAAACUAAAUAGCCAUGUUGAACCUUAUAAUCUAAAUCAAAUCUAUAUUUUUGAGUGAGACGAUUAGAGCUGUUUUAAGGGCCAUUGCGUUUUUUUAUAUAAUGCAAGAAACUAGAAAGAAAACAGAAAUGAAAAUCAUCUUGACUAAACAAUGAUUCAGAAUUAAAAUAUAUCACAAGAAAGGUUUGAUCUGCAACAUGUUUUAUACAGUUACUAAUAUUCUUAAUGCAUUUUCUCAUUAUAUGUAGUUUACUGCUGAAAAUGUAAACAAUUUAUGUAACAAAAUCGAAAUGGUCCCAAUUGAGGCAAUGUUAUACAUACGAAUGUAGAUGUUGAGGUGAAGUCUGACCUACACGUUUUGUAGAGGUGCCUCAGUUUUGUGUUGAGAAUUGACCCUGGUGAAUUCAGAAGGUAAAUGUUGAAUGUUCAAGAGCUCAUGCGUGUUUUCGGCGUGAUGUGAGUGAUGUUGUGUAUAUCAAAUCUUUCUCCUUGUGUUCUUACCAAAGACUGUCGUCAGACGCCUCACACACGCGUGUACAUGCUGUAUAUAUCCAUGAACUGAACAUUCAUCGUGAUGAAUUGUAUUUUUUUAAAGACAACAUAUGCAAAAAGCCAGAGCUGAUCUGAACUUGGAUCUAAAACGUUAUCUGUGACUGUUACAUCUUUACACUUCUUUCCAUUUGUCGUUGAGGACAAACGAUUGCGUCUUUUAAAGAUGGCGUCUUUUAUUUCCCAGAAUGCAUAAGACUUCGAACGUCUGCCUUGUGCUCAUUCUACUCUUUGUUGUUCUGUUAUAAACAGCAAACGGUGGCAUGGCGUGAUGUGAUCCUCUUUAGAAAGGAUUAUUUACCCCAAAAUAUAAAAUGUCACAUAAUUUCUUCUGUUAAACACACAGGUGAUGCUGUUGAGCAUCUCGCCUCGUGUCUGAGAGGGUUACGAUUGUUUAGAAAAAAUGUAAUUUCAAUGUUUAUGUUACAAUGCGAUAUGAACAUUUUUAAAUAAUACUGAUUUACGAUUUAAAGACUAGAAAUAUAGUAUAUAGUGAGACAAAUAGGAUAUUCGUUUUUAUUUUGUAAUUUAUGGGGCUUCACAUUAUCUGUCAUUAAUCUUUUUUGGCCAAUGAAAUCCACAGAAGGUCUAACAGCUGUAAAUGUUGAACGAUAUUUUGGGGUAAACUCUUAUAAUGAUAAAAUCAUUGAUUUAUUAAGUGAUUUAUUUUGUAUUUUAAGAUGACCAAUGACCAAGUAUGUAUUGCAUUUAACAGGGAUUAAGUCUAGCAUAUUUUCUUAAAGCCUGAACAAAUAAUCAGCUCACCUUGCAGGGUCUUUAUUUACACAAGCCCCGCCCACUGCGGUUGGAAGCCACGCCCCAUCCCUGUCAAACAGAGAUGUGAUGUUCAACAGAGCUUUUCAAGCAUUUCUCAAAUGACGCCAUCAUUUAUAAAGUGUCUGAAGAGCUUCAUCAUUUGUGUUAUCAAACCAUAUGUGCAGUAACCCUUUCUGUCUUUAUGAAACUGAAGAUGAAGGAUCAUGAGGUUUGCUCUCUCCUCUGAAUGUUCCUGAAUGGUUUCAUCUUCGAUCACGUUUUACUACAACAACAACAAUUUAAAGAGUGUGUUAGCAGAUUUGAAUCUGAAUAUGAUAAAAACUGUCCUCGUCUUUUGCCAGAUCUCUUGAUCAUGUGUUUAAUAUCGGAGUACAAUUUGUCAAAACUGUUUGUGCAAUAAAUUAACAUGUUAGAAUA
Messenger RNA from Triplophysa dalaica, 5643 nucleotides. RefSeq names its product alkylglycerone phosphate synthase (gene agps). Lineage: Eukaryota; Metazoa; Chordata; Actinopteri; Cypriniformes; Nemacheilidae. The transcript has 20 exons. Gene Ontology annotation, biological process: lipid biosynthetic process. The record is from RefSeq and is a predicted model, not a curated record. Gene Ontology annotation, molecular function: FAD binding; alkylglycerone-phosphate synthase activity. The coding region runs from base 1527 to 3401 and encodes 624 amino acids.